Molecule: messenger RNA, 880 nt
Organism: Zea mays
Lineage: Eukaryota; Viridiplantae; Streptophyta; Magnoliopsida; Poales; Poaceae
Exons: 1
Coding region: 215-415 (66 amino acids)
Source: RefSeq, marked validated
CGGCACGCCCCGCCAUCAGACGCUCGCCUUUCCCUCGCCGCAUCACGGUGUCUGUCCCUCCCAUCCCAUCUCACUGCCUCAUAACACUCCCGUAUCCCACGCCAUACGCCCAAGAGGCCAAGACCGAGCCGCCUGGAUCUGAUUGGGUUGGCUCUCGUCGCGGGGGCGAAGGGGAAGGGGAGGAAGAACCAGGAGGCGUGCGUUCUCGUCCAAGAUGCUGCAGCUGCUGAUGGCGCUGGCCUUCUCGGCGGCCCCGCUGACGCUGUACGUGCCGCCGGUGCGCAGCCUCAGCCUCUUCGUGGAGGCCAUGGAGGCCGUCUGCCGCGACUGCGGGCCCUACUCCCACGGCGCCGUCGCCCGCUUCCGCCUCGGCUUCUCCCGCGUCCUCGCCGGCCUAGCGCGCGCCCUCCGCUAGGCAGGCCGGCACCCCAUCGCCGGCGCCGGUUCCUCCUGCCUACAGGAGUAUAUACAGUAUACUACACGGACACGCACGUUCGGUGACCUUGUGCUCUCCCUGGUUUCUAUGUCCUUUUUGUAUUACUAGCGAGGAAGUGGUUUCUAGCGCAGCACAGCAAUCUACAUGCAGGAGCAGGACUAGCGGCGGUCAGUUUCGAGAUCUUUCCUGCUUCGUUUCUCCCUUUUUGUGCUCUCUCUUUCUUUUCUGUUUUUUUUUUGAGGAUUGGGUGUAGCAUGUAGAGUGAGGAAAGGUUAAUAAAUCUGUCCAAAAAGGGAGAUUUUGCAAGAGAUGCUGAGUAAAUCUAGUGUGCUUGCUUGCCUGGGGUUAUGGGAUGUGAGGGACGACUCCCCCUCCCCCUAGGAAUUUCCAUGUGAUUUGUGAAUAUUCCCUUGUCUGUAACUUGGCAAUGAUUCUUCAGUUUAA